AUGGAAUCCAACUUCACUACAAAAGAUGUCUACCUGAACCACUUCAAUCCUCGAACUUAUCUGCAAACUUAUUAUACCUUCGGACCUGGUCCUUCUAACGAAAGCCAGAUUCUGAUGCAUAUCCUGAAAAAACUGUCAGAGACAUUCUCUUCAGGCAGGGUGAAAGGAGAUCUCCUGAUUGACAUUGGCACUGGCCCCACCAUCUACCAGCUCCUGUCUGCCUGUGAGUCUUUUAAAGAGAUUGUGGCCUCUGACUACUCUGACCACAACCGAGAGGAAUUCAACCACUGGCUAAAGAAGGAGCCAGAGGCAUUUGACUGGUCUUCUGUGGUGAAGUAUGUGUGUGAACUGGAAGGAGACAGAGAGAAGUGGACUGAGAAGGAGGAGAAGUUAAGAAAGAGGGUAAAGCAGGUCCUGAAGUGUGAUAUAACCCAAAGUCAGCCGCUGGACCCUGUUUCUCUUCCUCAGGCUGAUUGCCUACUCGUCACAUACUGCCUGGAAUCUGCCUGCAAAGACCUCCCCACCUACGAUCAGGCCCUGAAGAACCUCAGCAGCCUACUGAAACCUGGGGGGUUCUUGGUGAUUCUUUCUGCUCUUAAAUGCAGCUACUACAUGGUUGGUGACCAGAGGUUUUCUAAUCUCUUCCUUACUCAGGAGGAAAUCAAGGCUGCCAUAGAGAAAGCUGGUUUCAUUAGUGAACAGUCUGAAAUCAUCCCUGAGCUUUAUUCCAGGGCCUACACAGAUAAUGAAGGGGCCCUCUACUCAGUGGGGAGGAAGCCAAAUAAAUAA
Molecule: messenger RNA, 789 nt
Organism: Dromiciops gliroides (monito del monte)
Lineage: Eukaryota; Metazoa; Chordata; Mammalia; Microbiotheria; Microbiotheriidae
Product: nicotinamide N-methyltransferase-like
Exons: 3
Coding region: 1-789 (262 amino acids)
Cellular component (GO): cytosol
Molecular function (GO): N-methyltransferase activity
Source: RefSeq, a predicted model, not a curated record